GCCAUUUUUAAAAUCCGAUCAAAACAUUACAUCAGCUCGGAUGUAUUAAUUUAUAAGUCUAUUUAGAUUUAAACUUAAAGGAGUGACAUACCGUCGUGAAUGGAGUAUCACAUCCCGCAAAAGGUCCGUUUUUCUCCCGUACCAUCGCCUCCGAGGAAAUUUGACCCUCAGCUGCAGGAGGAGCGCUGUCGAGCCGAGCAUUUUUCUCCCCCGUCAUCCGAUCUGACACUAUAUUCAAUGGUUACAGCCUAACAGCCAUCACACCGCGGACCCUCUUUCACAGAACACCCAAUUUUAAGUCACAAAAUGGCAGUUUUCAGCUCACAGGUGCUUCUCGCUGUAACAAGAUCAAGAGGAUCCUACUUGCUUUCUAAAAGACACGGCAGUGUUUCGCUCCGGUCGACUGCAUGCGUGCGCUAUCAUUCAGAGUUCGUCGGACAGGCUGCCGUCACAGCCAGGUGUCCCAGGCCUCUGUACCCCUGUUACACAUCCAGCUUGAUCCGCCCUGGUUGCGUAGCCGCACGUCCCCUCCACAGCUCUUGUGCGUGGCUGCAAGAGGCGAAGGACACCGCUGGGGGUUCUGAACCCAUCAAGGGUGACGCUGUCCCGGCCGCCUCCGCCACUCAACCACUGCCAGCACCACCAGCAGUGCCAAGGAAGUCUCUGGGACAGAAAGUUCUGGAUGAGCUCAAGCAUUACUAUCAUGGCUUCCGCCUUCUUGGCAUCGACACCAAAAUCGCUGGCAGGAUGGUCUGGAGGUUACUGCACGGGCAGCUGCUCACCAGGAGGGAGAGGAGGAGGCUGAUGCGGACAUGUGCCGACUUGUUCCGGCUCUUGCCCUUCAUGGUCUUUAUCAUCGUUCCGUUCAUGGAGUUUCUGCUCCCCGUUUUCCUCAAACUCUUCCCAGAAAUGUUGCCUUCCACAUUUGAGACCGAGUCCAAGAAGGAGGAAAAACAGAAGAAGGGACUUGCUGCUAAACUGGAGCUGGCCAAGUUCUUGCAGGAGACCAUUGCUGAGAUGGCCAGGAGGAAUAAAGCAGCUGUAGGAGACGAGACUCAGAAGUUCUCCACUUACGUACAGCAGGUGCGGCACACGGGUGAACAGCCCAGCACUAAAGACAUCGUGAAGUUCUCCAAGCUCUUUGAGGACGAGCUGACGCUGGAGCAUCUGGAGCGGCCGCAGCUGGUGGCGUUGUGCAAACUCCUGGAGCUGCAGCCCAUCGGCACCAAUAACCUGCUGCGUUUCCAGCUGAUGAUGCAGCUGCGCACCAUCAAGGCGGACGAUGAGGUGAUUGCCACCGAGGGUGUGCCUGCAAUGAAUGUAGCAGAGCUUCAAGCCGCCUGCAGGAGUCGCGGCAUGAGGUCUUUGGGUCUGACCACAGAUCAGCUCCGACAGCAGCUACAGCAGUGGCUGGACCUGCACUUGAAAGAGAAUGUCCCACCGUCCCUCUUGCUGCUCUCCCGUGCAAUGUACCUGACGGACCUCACUCCUAAACCUCCAAUCAUCCCACCGGUGCCCAAAUUGGAGAAGGCCACUCCUCCUGUGGAGGCUGAAACCGCAGCCAAAGGGAACCCACUGUCCUCCUCAGUGGAGGUGCUGGUGGACUCCGCUCCUGUCAUCAAAGACAGAAAGUCAGAAGAAUUGUUGGAGAAACCCAGAGGGUUGGACAUGCCAUCGCCCGAAGCUCAGUUAAUACAUGCUAAAGAGGCAGAGUUGUCACAGAAAUCCAAGAUGAGCGCCAAUGGGAUAUGAGAGGUGCUUCAUGUUUCCACACUCAUCUUAUUCUGUCGGAGAAGAGGGUGAAGGUUCGAGUUUGUCCUCUUCUGCUGAGUAAGCUUCUCUCUGACAGUCCAGGACCUUUCACACAGACGUGAUGGACUGGCCGCAUCACAUCCUCCAUCGACAUCUGGUCCUCCAAAAAGGAGGAAAAUGGUUUAUGUUAGACUUUAGACAUCACUCCUUCUUGACAUCCGUGACAUGUUUACAUCUGAAGAUUUGACAAAUUCUGUACAUUUGCAAUGGAAAAAGCAUCAAGACUCGUACCAGCCAGGAAAUGAAUAAGGAACUCGUAAGAUUUGCCUCUUUUUGCUUAACUUCAUUAUGUAAAUGUGUAAAUAAAUUGUACAAUAUCUGCAUAUUAUAUAAGUGCUACUGCUUCAUAGAGUCGGCUGUGCCAUGUGCAUAGGCUAACAGAUGAAAGAAAUCAUAUUAUUUUAAUAUGAGGAAUGCACAUGCUUGCAUUCUGGAUUUAGUUUGGCAGAUGAGUUGUAAAUGGCCAAGUAUGAGUGUAUUUUUUUUAUUUGAAAUUUUCAAAUUCCCCUUUCCAAGGGAAUUUUACGUUCACUCCCUCAGGGGAUGCGAUUAGCGGUGUAGCGAUUACGCCAGGCCUGCCUAUGGCAGACUGCAGUUUGGCACAAAAAAAAGGUUUUAUCAUAAAGUGUGUAUUUAAUUUGUUCAUUCGUAUGCUGUGUCCCUCAUCGAAUCAUGCAUUUACAUUUUCCUUGGCGGAAAAGCCAAAUGACUACUGGAGUCAUAAGUUUACGUUUCGCUUAUGGUGAAAAAUAUUCAAAAUUCCCCCAAAGAGAAAUGUUUAUUUUUUGAUUCAUGUACUGUUUGGAUUAUUGUGAUUCAUGUUGCACUGGAUAAACCCAGGGAGGGAAAACAAUAUUUUAUGGCAAUACUGUAAAGUUUUCAUUUAAAAAGCAUUGAAUCCCCUAAAA
Rhinichthys klamathensis goyatoka is the source of this 2720-nucleotide messenger RNA. RefSeq names its product leucine zipper-EF-hand containing transmembrane protein 2 (gene letm2). Gene Ontology annotation, molecular function: ribosome binding. Bases 307 to 1752 code for a protein of 481 amino acids. Lineage: Eukaryota; Metazoa; Chordata; Actinopteri; Cypriniformes; Leuciscidae. Gene Ontology annotation, cellular component: mitochondrial inner membrane. The transcript has 11 exons. Gene Ontology annotation, biological process: intracellular monoatomic cation homeostasis. The record is from RefSeq and is a predicted model, not a curated record.